GAAGAGUUGGGGCAGGCCAUACAUAAUUUGUCAAACCAACGUCCGCUUCAGACUCCUAAGAUCCACACUUUCAUGGCACCCUGCGAGAUUUUAUAGUGAUGCGAAGCGUUUUCUCAACUCCAUAGUCCCCACACAUCGAGUGUCAUAUCACCAUCAAUAUAAUUUAAUGGUUGAUGAUUCCUAGGAAAGACAUUACAUGUAUUAGGAUCAAGAACCUCGGAGCUAGCUAACUAAUAAUACUUGAGUGGACGGCGUUUUCUUGAUUAGUUAUGGAGGUGAUGUCGGAGAAACCGAGGUGCGAUGGGGGAGACAAGAAGGGGAAGAAGAAGACGACGAAGGUGGAGUUAAGCCUAGGCAAAAAUGGUGGGAUUUUCAUUUUGUUGGGUGGCGCGUUGGUCACGGCUCUUAUUUCGUCGGCUUUCAGAAAGCCGCGGAAGCCCCGCGGUGGGAGCCCGUUAAAAUCAACGGCGGCGGAGGAGGAGAACCGGGAGGCCGCAGGGGAUGAGCGGAAGAAAAAUAUUAUCGACGAUGAAGAUCCGGUGAGAAAAGGGCUUCAGUUCAUUCUCUCUGAUCCUUCUUCGCUCAUGCCCGGGCAUCUGAGAAUCAAAGACGACGGAGAAGGUGAUUGUAAUGCCACGAAGGAGAUCUAUGAGACAACGGAGAAAGAAGAAAGAUCACUGAAAAUCCAGGCAAUUGAAGAACAGGAUAGCCCUGGAAAUGGCUGUCAUCAAGAAAUCAUCAGCAACCGCAGUUCAAUUCCAGGCAGUGCAACAUCCAUUCAAUUUGAUCAAAUUUUCUCCGUCCAAAGAAUCAAAGACGACGGAGAAGGCGAUUAUAAUGUGAGGAAGGAGAUCUACGAGACAACGGAGAAACAAGAAAGAUCACUGAAAAUCCAGGCAAUUGAAGAACAGGAUAGCCCUGGAAAUGGCUGUCAUCAAGAAAUCAUCAGCAAUGGCAGUUCAAUUCCAGGCAGCGCAACAUCCAGCGAACAAGAAUAUUCAUCUCAUCCAUUUUACACCGGUCCCCUUUUCGAGCAAGCAAAUUCUGAGGAUUUGCCCCUCACGAAGAUGAAUGAAACAAUGAAGACAGCAGUUGAAGAAGAAGAAGAGGAAGAGGUGAAAGAGGCUCUGGGAGAAGAAAUGGAGUGUAGUGAAAAGAAUUGCAGCCCGGAAAUCGAAUGGGAUUUGUGUGAUGGGCAAGAUGGUAUGUACAGCAGCCCUGAGAUGCAGGGAAAUGAUGAUCAGAAGAACUCUAAUUCUGAACAGGUAACAUCAGAAAUCAAUCAAAUCACUCCCCCUGAAGAUUGUGAAACCAAUGUGCAAAACCUGGAUUUAGCUGCUUUUCAUGUUCCUUUGCACAUUGAGAACUCUAAUGAAGAAAAUGGCACUACUAAUGAGCCAGAAGAAGAAGAGGAAGAAGAAGAAGAAGACAAUCCAAUCCCAAUUCUCCAAUUUGUUGCCAAACAACAUUGUAAUGAUUAUUGCAAAGGUGGUGUUUCCAUGGCAGAUGAGAAAGAAUUAGGCCAGUACUCAUCCAUGGAUAACGAGGGCGAAGAGGUUGCUGGCAAUGAUGAGGAAGAAACCAACCAAAAUAUCGAGAAAACCCUUCGAGAAGAUAUUGUCACAGAUGACACUGCCACAGCCAAACAGCAUCCCAUUCUCCCAUCAAACGACACCGAAGGAGUUCAAGAAACUACUGAGGAUGGCAAUAAUAAUGAAUGUGAUUAUGAUGAGGAAUACGGUUAUGGUGACGGGGAUAGGGAUGAUAAUAUUUCUGAGGAAAUGGAGGAAAGCUCAGAAGGAGUGAUGAUAUCCUCUGAUGAAUCUGAUGAUGAUGUGGUAAUCUGGCCAGCAGAGCCAGCACUACAGACCCCUUUAAUGGGACUGAAAGGGCCUAAAGAAGAGACAGAAGAUGACAGAACCCUAAAAACAGAAGCCCACAUAAACCUUAAAACCAUCAACAACACCAAGCUGCAGACAGGUGAUUGCAGAGGUGAUUUAAGGAUGAACAACAUUCAAACCAGUCCCAGGAAACUUACUAUUCUGGAUAAUCUUGUCGCGUGCUCGCUACAAUCGAAGCGAAUAAUCCUUGCAGGAACUGUUACAUUGCUUAUUGCAUACUCAUGCUUCUGCUACUUUGAGCUACCCUACUUGAAACCUUCUCUUGUUGUCAUUGCAGCCAUGUUUUUAUCUAAGGUAGUCCUAGCUGGUUGAAGAACAGCCAUUUCUUGAAUAAUAAAUUCACUGUUUAGUUCAUUAAUGCAACUGAGAGAUUUGCAGUUGCUUGAAUAAAAACGAAAAAGUUGCUGUU
Ipomoea triloba (trilobed morning glory) is the source of this 2310-nucleotide messenger RNA. RefSeq lists its product as uncharacterized. Lineage: Eukaryota; Viridiplantae; Streptophyta; Magnoliopsida; Solanales; Convolvulaceae. The coding region runs from base 270 to 2213 and encodes 647 amino acids. The transcript has 2 exons. The record is from RefSeq and is a predicted model, not a curated record.